AUGAGCCCAACUCAUGACCUCCGCAAAGUGACAAGAUGGCUAGGAAGUCCCAUCGUUCAUAUCCUCGUAGGCUCCUCAUCCCAAGAGUUCGCCGUCCAUAAAGAUCUCAUAUGUUUCACCUCCCCCUAUUUCCGGGCCGUUUUCACAUCUGGAUUCCAAGAGACAAACACAGGGACCAUUGAACUGCCCGAAACGGAUACGAAAAUCUUUGAUUUAUUCAUGGGCUGGUUGUAUACUCGGGAACUUAGCAGCGCGAGCCUAGAAAUUGAAGAGUGGGAGACAGAAGCAGAGCGAAAUGUAGUGGCGGAGAGUACGUUAGGUAUUGGAGAUCCCAUCGAAAUGAAUGAAAAGAAAGAUUACUCUGGAGACUCAUUAAGUAACGAGAAAGUUAAGAGAAAGAUCCAAGCACUUAUCAACACUCUCGAAAACGAAACGUGGAAAGGCGAGGCGGAGACACUUUCCGAAGAUGCGGUCGGAGAAGAUUUCCUCGACAUUCUCGCUGCGCAAAUUGACAAGAAAGUCAACAAUGAGAUUCACAUGUCCAUGAGAAAAAUACUGAAACUCUAUGUUUUCGCAGAUAUGGUUCAGAUACCCGCUCUUAAGAAUUGCUGUAUCAUAAAGUACGAUGAGUUUCAUAGAAGUAUCAAAAAGCGAUGUGAUAGUCAUGAUCAUGAUGAUUUCGAAAUGACUCUCGAAUCGAUCUCAUACGCGUGGGAAAAUACCAGGGGUUCGGAUUUGAUCAGGGUGUAUUUACUUGAUUCGGUGUCGUGGAGAUCAGAACCGAGUAUUCGGGAUGGAGUUAUUAGGAAGAGGCAUCGUGGUGGUUCAGUAGAUGAUUUGAAGAGAUACUUCGAGAGGGUGGAUGAAGAUUUCGAUUCUUAA
Molecule: messenger RNA, 882 nt
Organism: Botrytis byssoidea
Lineage: Eukaryota; Fungi; Ascomycota; Leotiomycetes; Helotiales; Sclerotiniaceae
Exons: 2
Coding region: 1-882 (293 amino acids)
Molecular function (GO): protein binding
Source: RefSeq, a predicted model, not a curated record